UGUCGCGGUCUGGACUGUGAGCUGGGGUUUAGUGGACAGUGACGAGCUUCACAGUGAAUUCCGCUGCAGUGAGGGCCUCAUGACUCGUGACGUCACCGCGAACGGGCAGGUUUCUCUUCUUUUCGCAGUCCGGCUCGACUUUCCCUGAAAACCACCACCAUGGAGGAGAGCUGGUGGCGGUGGUUCUGCUGCUGUCAGACUGGUUCUUCUCCUGAAGAGAGAGAGCCUUUGAUUGGGGAACCAGAGUCGGCAAGACAGUCUCGUCCACCUUCUAAUGGUUCGGUGCAAAGAAGCGGCAAUGUUGUUGUCCGGCACGUCGGCAUUCCAGAUGUAGACCAGCGCUUUGCAGACGUUGCGGAAAUGUUCAACAAACAGCAGCAACACUAUGAAUGUAUGGAGGAGAAGAGAAAAACUCUCAUGCACCGCUAUCGCUGUUUAGCCGGUGACAGCCUGUCUGACUGCCUGAAGAAGAUCAAGGACGAGCACGACACGCAUCAGGUCAGACUGCAGAUGAAGGGCUACGACUUUACCUUGGUUGUGACGCCUGAGGACGAAGUGCCUGAUAAGCUGCAGCGGACACAGGAGAACAUCAGUGAGCUGUGCAAAGCCGCCAAAGCCGUCGUGGCAGUUGGCACCAAGCUUCAGGAGAUGAUCAACUGGCUUCUGAAGGCAGAGGAAUCACUGACGGCACAGGUGAGGGAGGCAGCUAAAACACACCAGGAGCAAAAGCGGCUGGGAGGAAACCUCCAGGAGAACCUGCGGGAGGCUCGCAGGGCUAAAGAGCUGAGCCCUCGCUACAGGGAAGAGGCUGGGAAACUUCUCAAUGAGGCAGCCUUGCUGUCUGGUGUCACUCCAUAAAUUGACAUGUUUCCUCAGUAUCAGUACUGCCUUGCAUGUCCUCAUCGAUUUCCCCGUCACACAGCUAGCAGGCCACUUGGUUAACCAUGUUGAUGAAAAAGCUCACAUUGUACCAUUUGGACAUUUGUAUUUUUGCUUGGGUUUCAAGCUUAUCUGUUUAGUCUUGUGCUGCAUAUUCAAGAUGAUGAAUUUUGUUGUAUUUACAUUACAAUGAUGUCCAUUCCAUUCCACAAGCGAUCAGUUGCAGGCCAAGAGGGAACAAAAGAACAGCAGAGCUUUUAGUAGGAACACUCUUGUCCUCAGCAGAAAUAACAAAGCAUUGAGUUAAAAUUUCCAUAAUAAUUGUGCCUCAAAUUGUGGUGAGAAAACAACAAUUUUAAAAUCUUGAACAUUGUUGAUGUUUUAACUCAACUGCCACUACGCCAGCUUUGUGAGGCAAUUUUAUUUUUAGAGUCCAAACAUAACAAAUUAUAUUUAAUUAGUGCUGUGUUGCCCCACAGUUUUGUUUUGGAUUUUUGGGAUUUGAAAAAGGACAGUGUAUCAGAUCAUUAUGAUUUCUAGGUAGGUUUUGCUCCUAAAGUUCACACUUGCAGUUAUUGGUAAAAAAAAAAAUUCUGUAUAAUUCAGUUGUUGAGAUGUAAACAAAGUCCUGAGUGGUGGUGAUAGAAAUCAGGAGUCACAAUGUCUGCAACACACAUAUAGCCAUUUUAUUUACUUUCCACAUCAACUAGUGCGUCUAGUUUUAAUUGCGUUGAGUUUUAAUAUGUGAUGUUGAUAAUAAAAGAGUAGUAAAUCUAAGAAAAAAAAAGCUUCCUUUGCCUUACACUACCCUGUAUAUACUUAACCAUCAUGGAUAUAUAUAUACAUAUAUAUA
This is a messenger RNA of Pygocentrus nattereri (red-bellied piranha), 1732 nucleotides long. RefSeq lists its product as uncharacterized. The transcript is spliced from 4 exons. Lineage: Eukaryota; Metazoa; Chordata; Actinopteri; Characiformes; Serrasalmidae. Bases 160 to 858 code for a protein of 232 amino acids. The record is from RefSeq and is a predicted model, not a curated record.